AUGGAGGCUCUGGCUCGUAAUUUGGGAUUUUCUGAGAUAAGCUGUUUUAGUGCGAAUGGCCUUGCUGGAGGAUCAUGUCUAAUUUGGAAUCGUAAUAUUAAUAUGGUAAUUAACUAUGCGGCUGAUGGUUUUUUUAAGGCAACUGUUUGGGAUGGACAUAUCCAGUUUCAAUGGAAACUGUAUGCUGUGUAUGGCACCCCUUACAAUCAAGUUAAAGAUGUUUUUUGGAGUAGUUUGGAAAAGGAGGUCAACCAUUGUCAAAUCCCCUGGGUAAUGGUAGGUGACCUCAACUGUAUUGAAAACCAAGAAGAAAAGAUGGGAGGAAACAAAGUGACUUAUGCUGAAACACGAUGGCUCAAAAUUUUUUUUGAGAAUACAGGGUGUGUCGAUGUUCGAUUUAUUGGUGGCAAAUACACAUGGAAAAACAAAAGAUUCAAGGGGGGACUUAUCAGAGAAAGGUUAGAUAGAGCGUUGUGCUCUGCUAACUGGGUGACUGAGUAUGUUAACUCGGGAGUACAAAAUCUACCUAUCUCCAUCUCGGAUCAUGCACCGAUCGUUAUGGAUACACAUUUAUUUGUUACAAAAGGCUUUAUCCCGUUUCGAUUUUUUGAAGCCUGGACAUGGGAGGACUCCUGCAGAAUGGAAGUGGUUAAGUUGUGGUGUUUAUCUAGUCGUGGAGCGACUAACACUCUUUUGCAAAAUGUUAGCAGUACAAGAAAGGCGCUGCAAGUAUGGAAAAGGAGUUUGAAGAAUGUCAAUACAGAUGAUAUAAAGAACUUGGAGCGAAGGUUAGAUUGGAUUCAGCAACAACCUAUCUCGAAUGCCACCAGUGAAGAAGAAUUCAGAAUUCAAUCUCAGUUGAUGGAAGCCUGGCUGAAACAAGAGAGUAUGUGGAGACAGAAAUCCAGGGAGGUUUGGCUUGCUCUUGGUGAUCGCAAUACAAGAUAUUUCCACACAGCCACUGUCAUUAAAAAAAGGAGAAACAAUAUUUGGUCAAUCAAGGAUAAAGAUGAGAUGACUUGGAAAGACAAGAAGAAUAUAGCAAGGACCAUCAAUUCCUACUUCCUGGAUCUCUAUUCCUCUUCUCGGCCAAUUAUUGAUAAUGAUCUUGAAGAGCUGUUUGUAAAUCGCAUCUCCAAUCAAUCGAAUGAAGAUCUGAUGAAAAGCCCUUCCAAUAACGAGAUAAGGUCAGUCGUUUUCAGUUUGCAUCCCUUGAAAGCCCCCGGACCAGACGGGUUUUCAGGUUGUUUUUUCAGAAAAUACUGGAAUAUAGUGGGCUCUUGUCUUUGUGAAUCGGUUAAAGAAAUUUUUCAGGAUGGGUACAUUGAUCCCAGGCUUAACCGAACCUUUAUUUGCCUCAUUCCCAAAGUGGAGUACCCUACAAGCAUGGAUCAAUUUCGCCCAAUAAGUCUCUGCAACUUUUCCUACAAGGUUAUUGCAAAGAUCUUAUCCAAUCGUCUCAGGCCGUUAAUGGAAGAUUUGGUCUCUCCACUUCAAUCCGCCUUUAUCCCUGGAAGAUGGAUUGCUGAAUCUUCCAUACUCACUCAGGAGAUCAUUCAUAAAAUUCAACACAAGAGGGGCAAAGGAGGUCUUAUGGCUAUCAAGUUAGACAUGCACAAGGCCUACGAUAAAAUGGAGUGGAGCUUUAUUGAAAAGGUUCUUAGUGCUAAUGGAUUCAAUGAAAGAAGCAGAAGACUACUAAUGGCAUGUGUUACAAGUGUUUCAUACUCGGUUCUUUUAAAUGGCUCCCCCUUAAAGAAGAUUUUCCCUCAAAGGGGUUUGAGGCAAGGGGACCCCUUAUCCCCAUUCUUGUUUCUUCUUUGUCAAGAGGUUCUAUCCAAACUUCUAUCCAAGGCAGAAAGCUGCGGACUGGUUCAUGGUAUCAAAAUAUCUCAUUCUGCUCCUCCAAUUUCUCACCUAAUGUUCGCUGACGAUACCAUCCUCUUUGCUCGGGCUAAUGAAAAUGAUGCGAAUGCUCUCUUAAAGUGCUUAUCUACCUAUGAACUGUGGUCUGGCCAAACUUGUAGUAAAUCCAAAUCAGGUGUGUUCUUUUCCAAGAACUUAAGUUUGGAGAGGAGAAGUCGGCUUCUUAGUAUCCUCAAGAUUGAGAUGGUUCGAGGAGAUGAGAAACACUUGGGCAAUCCGUUUAUUUUCAAGAGAAGGAGGAAAGAGGAUUAUGCAAGAUUGAAAGAUAGUAUGACUAAGAAACUGGAGGGUUGGAAGAUGAAGUUGCUAUCCUAUGCAGGAAGAUUGACUCUUUUGAAAUCUGUAGCUUCUUCGAUGCCAAUUUAUGCGAUGUCCACAACUAAGAUCCCUUUAUCCAGUUGUCGACAAUUGGAUGCUCUAAUGAGAAAGUACUGGUGGCUUGGAAAUGUAGAGAAGGAUAGAUUCCUUGCUCUAAAAGCUUGGGAUAAUAUUUGCACUCCGAAAGCCUCGGGGGGACUAGGCUUGAGAAGAUGCGAAGAUAUGAACAAAGCUUUGGUGGCUAAGUUGGCAUGGUUUCUUGCUUCAAACAAAGAUAGACACUGGACAAAAUGUUUGCUGGAAAAAUACUGUAAAUUUGAAAGCUUCUGGAGUGUUAGUUCAAAAAGUAACGAUUCUCAUCAAUGGAAGGCCAUUCUAGAAUCAAGAGAUAUUUUGUUAAGGGGCUCAAUGUUUGUGGCUGCUUCAGGGGACAACAUCAAUUUCUGGACACAACCAUGGAUACCCUGGUUGGAUCAUCAUGAGUUCACAGAGUUGAUGCAACAAAUUCGAUUGAGAAGAUACACGAUUUCAACUCUAGCUGAUGUCUCCAUAGACAAUGAAUGGAACGAGGAGAUCAUCUUUCAAAUAUUUGGAGAAGAGCUAGGGAAUCGUAUCAUUCAGAUUCCUAGAAUACCAACCCCUUUCUCAGAUCAGAUCUACUGGAAGAAUAGUCUCACGGGGCAAUUUACUGUUAAAUCAGCUUAUUUUCUAGACCAAUCCUGGAGGUUUGCUCCUCCUAAUAAGGUUUGGAAUUGGAUGUGGGAAGGAGGGAUUCAUCCAAAAACCUCAGUCAUCUUAUGGAGACUGCUGAAUGAAGCUAUUCCUACUAAGAAUAGACUCCCUUUUGUUCGGGAUAAAGAUUGCAUCUUAUGUGACAGGGGAGGGGAAUGUGCAAUUCAUUUAUUUCGGGAUUGCAGUUUUGCUAAGGCGGUCUGGUUUGGAUGCAAUCUGCCUUUGAAGAUUGAUUGUAUUCCAGGCGGUAACAUGUUUACUUUUGUGGAGAAUUUGAUAUCUUCUCUGCCAUUUCAGGACAGAAAGGAGCUGCUUAAUUUCAUCGGGUGCGUUUUCACUGAAAUUUGGCAUCAGAGAAAUGCCACUUGGACUAGGAACAUGGCUGCCAAUCCCACUUCAGCUAUCAUUAACAUCAUGAGUGCAGUUCGAGAGAUUAAGAAUGCGCUUGCUUGUUCAGAAGGGACAAUCAUGGAAUCACAUCCAAACCAUAUGUCUUUAAAAGAUGAUAAUCUGGAGAAGAGUUCUCCAAUUGAGGAGGUCAGACAUGUCCUCUUUACGGAUGCUUCCUGGAUUAAAGGAGUGGCAGGAAUUGCUGCAAUUGGAGUGGAGCGGUCAACUGGCAGGUGGUUUGUUAAAGCCCAAAGAUCUCACUCGCAGUCUGCUCUAGAAGCAGAAUUAAGAGCUAUUCUUCUGGCGCUAAAUUGGGCGGUUGAGGAAGGCUGGAAAGAAGCCCACAUUCUUUCAGAUUCCUUGGUAGCUGUCUCGGCUCUUUCUACUCAAGACAGUCCUCCUGAGUGGAAAUCCUCUUCAAUUUAUUUUUCAAUUGUUAAACUUUUAAAGAACUUUGUUGUGUGCAAGUUUUUUUAUAUUUCCCGUAGUUUAAACACUGUGGCGGAUGGGGUGGCCAAGGGUGCUAGAGUCGCCUAUGAACAACACAUUUUGUAUCAAGGGGAGGGAAUUCCCCCUGUGAUUCCCAUCUAUUUUUCUGCUUAA
Cannabis sativa is the source of this 3969-nucleotide messenger RNA. RefSeq lists its product as uncharacterized. The record is from RefSeq and is a predicted model, not a curated record. Lineage: Eukaryota; Viridiplantae; Streptophyta; Magnoliopsida; Rosales; Cannabaceae. Bases 1 to 3969 code for a protein of 1322 amino acids. The transcript has a single exon. Gene Ontology annotation, molecular function: nucleic acid binding; RNA-DNA hybrid ribonuclease activity.